Molecule: messenger RNA, 4836 nt
Organism: Clonostachys byssicola
Lineage: Eukaryota; Fungi; Ascomycota; Sordariomycetes; Hypocreales; Bionectriaceae
Source: the annotation of a GenBank genome assembly
AUGGCCUUCUCAGUGGUAGCCCUCCUUGGACUUGUCAGUCUGGGCUCAUGCGCGACGCUCGUCGAACAAGUGUCGGAGGUUCCGAGUGGAUGGACACAGCUUCGCGACGAGGUCAGCCCCGACCAGUCUCUGUGGCUCUCGUUUGCCCUGCGUGAACCCAAUAUCGCAGAGCUGCGAACACGCCUUGUCUCAGGGCAAAACAAGCACCUGUCGGACGAGGAGGCCCGCCUGAUUCGCCAGCCCGACCAGCAAGACGUCGACGCCGUCCAGAACUGGCUCGCUGAGAAUGGCAUCAAGGACGCCAGGCAGGAGAAUGACUGGAUCCACGUGCGCACCACGGUCGCGGCCGCCGAGCCGCUGCUGGCGAUGAAGCUGCAUCGCUACGAGUUCGAGAACGGGCUGCAGGCCCUCCGCACGACCGAGUACGCGGUCCCGGACGCGCUCAGGGACGCCAUCAGCUUCGUCCACCCCAUCGCCAACUUCAUGGAGCCCCGGAACGAACUGACGCGACCCUCCCCGGCGCAGCCUGAGGACGAUAUAUCGAAGCGCCAGGGCACUGUCAGUCCCUGCCGCGGUAAAGUGACGCCCGGCUGCAUCCGCGAGCUCUACAAGCUUCCCCCCGCCGGCCCCAGCGAGAACUCGACCAUCCGCCUGGGCAUCGCCGGCUUCCUUGAGGAGUACGCCAACUACGCCGACGCGGCCCAGUUCCUGGACAGGCUCGCCCCGGACGUUGCGAGCACUGGGUACAACUUCUCCGUUGAGCUCAUCAACGGCGGCGAGAACCCGCAGGACCCGUCAAAGUCCGGGCUCGAGGCCGCGCUGGACAUACAGUACGCGCUGGCGCUGGCGCACCCGGCCCAGCUCACGUAUUAUUAUACCGGCGGGAGGGGCGUCAAGCUAGGUGAUAAUGGUGAGCCGCUCGCUGGGGAGCUGGUGGAUAACGAGCCGUACCUUGAGUUCUUGGAGUACCUUCUCGCGAAGCCGACGGACGACAUGCCGCAUGUGCUGUCGUUCUCGUACGGCGACGACGAGCUUUCCGUGCCGAGGGCGUACGCCGAGCGGAUCUGCAACAUGAUGGGGAUACUCACGGCGAGGGGCACGACCAUCCUCAGCUCGUCGGGGGAUGGCGGCGCAAGAGGGUCGCGCAGGUCCAACUGCGUAACUCCCGAUGGGAAGAAGGUCACCAUGGCCGUGUUCCCGGCCACGUGUCCCUGGGUGACGUCCAUCGGGGGCGUGUCCAACAUGUACGAGCCACCCGAGGGGGCGGAUUUCAGCGGCGGCGGGUUCUCGCAGUUCUUCCCCAUGGAGGAGUGGCAGAGGGAUGCGGUGGCCGGGUACGUUGAGAGGCUGGAUGGGCACCUGGCAGGGUAUUAUAACAGUUCCAUGCGCGCGGUACCCGACAUCUCGGCUGUUGCGUCGCGGUUUGAGAUUGUCGUUGGUGGGAGGGUGACGUACGUGGACGGGACGAGCGCGAGUGCGCCGUUGCUGGCGUCGUUGAUUGCCGUGGCGGACCAUGAGCGGGCGAAGAGAGGGAAGGAACCCUUGGGAUGGAUUAACCAGCAUCUGUAUGGGAGGCAGGCUAAGGGGGUGUUCCAGGAUACGAUCGCGGGGGAGAGCACGUCGUGUCCGUUUGAUGAGGAUGGAGGGCCGGGAGGGUGGCUGGCUGCUGAGGGGUGGGAUGCUGUGACUGGAGUUUUUGAAGUUUCUGGUGGCUAUUUAAGUAAUAGACGGGAGGAAGGCAUUGCUUCUGCGGCCCUGGCAUCGCGCGCACCAUCUGCUGCCUGUUGCUUCUAUUCCGCUACCGCCAUGCCUACCCAACACGUCGACCCGAGCUCCGACGAGCUGCUCCAGGCCGUGGCAAAUACCCUGCUCAAGGCGCGCAAAGUGGUCGUGGUAACUGGUGCUGGCAUCAGUACCAAUUCAGGCAUUCCGGAUUUUCGAUCUGAGAAUGGUCUCUACUCUCUGAUUCAGGCUCAUUUCGAGCUAGCACGCAAUAACGCAUCCCCAGACACUACUUCACAAGGAGACAGCGAUACGAAUGAAGGCGACAACGAACGCGAUUUUCAAGAGGGACCUGCUCCCAAGCGGAGAAGGCUUUCCUGCGGCCCCAUCAUUUUCAACAGACAGGAGCGAGUAGACCAGAAAGAAACCGAGGACGCCGUGGCCCCGGAAGAACCUGCCGAGACCCAAGUUCAAGACGAUGCCAAACCUCCGAGCGAUGACGACCUCAACCUCCCCUCCUCCCCCACCCGAACGACAGGAAACGCGAUUGAAAUAUCUACGCCCAAAGUUAUGCGCACGCCCGAUCGUGCAGACAUGCCGACGACCUCGCCGCUCUCUUCGCCACCCCUUGAGGAAAUUGUCCUCCCCACCUCGCCCGAACCUAUCAUCCAAACUCGUUCCCUUCGGUCGCGUCGUAAUCUUUUGGACAUUGCCAUCCCCGCCAGCUCAUCGCCCCUCUCCUCACCGCCACCUAUAUUAUUUGAACCACACCCUCCCUCUCCCUCAAUCACCAGCUCGAGCCGAAGGAGCAGUACGUCACAAUGCGAAAUGGACUUGACCUCCCACUCGCUCAGCGCGUCUCAAUCUUCUUCUGGCCGCAACAGCUUACCUAACAUGAAGGGGAAAGAUCUCUUUGACGCCUCGAUAUGGUCGGACCCCCUAAGAACAUCCGUCUUUUAUACCUUCGCGACAUCCCUCAGACAGAAGGUCAAGGAUUGCGAACCCACCAGCUCACAUCGGUUCAUUAGCCACCUGAGAGACCGGAAAAAGCUUGUACGAUGCUACACCCAGAACAUCGACCGAAUUGAAGAGAAGGUUGGACUUUCUACCAGUCUUGAGGAGGGCCCGGGAAGCCGUGGUCGAUUCUCUAGACGCUCAACGGCCAAUGGUGCCCAGCUGAGCAAAAUGGUGGAAGAUGCUGCUGCUGAACCCCCGACCCCCGUUGGCGAGAGCCAUCCUCCGCUCUCGACCCAGCAUCCGACAGACGAGAUCGAAAUACCCAAGACUCCCAUCACAGAGUCGGAGGCAUCUGUUGGCGACCAACCCAAGGCUCCUCCCAAAUUGGAAACAAUCCGGUCGUCUGGAGUGGAAUGCGUCUUUCUUCACGGGUCUUUAGAAAGCCUGAGAUGCUUCCUUUGCGGGCGCGUCACUUGUUGGGAUGGUAUCCGAGAGUCGGAAACCAUGUCCGGACAGCAGCCCGAGUGCCCUCACUGUGUUGGAGCGACGGCUGCCAGGGAAGAGCGAGGGAAGAGGGCGCUGGGUGUCGGCAAACUCAGACCUGACAUCGUCCUUUAUGGUGAGGAGCACCCCAACGCGCAUCUAAUAAGCCCGAUUGUCACGCAUGACCUGGCCUUGUGUCCGGAUAUGCUCCUGAUUUUGGGUACAAGUUUGCGCGUACACGGCCUGAAAAUACUGGUUCGUGAAUUUGCAAAGUCCAUUCACAGCCGGGGCGGCACGGUCGUGUUUGUCAACUUCACCAAGCCACCAGAGAGUUCAUGGGGAGAUAUCAUCGACUACUGGGUGCAAUGGGAUUGUGAUGCAUGGGUCUCCGACCUCCAGAAUCGUGUCCCAAAGCUCUGGGAGGAGCCCAAGGAGAAGCAGCCGGCGAAAAACCCCAUGGCACUGCGCGAUACCAAGGUGACUGGCGCAUAUUGGACACAGAAGAUCAUCGGCGAGCUCCGACGAAUAACAGAGCUCAACGACCCUUCCACGCUACCGUCCUCAUCUCUAAUAUCUGAUUCAGUGGUGGCCGAAAUGUCGAUCACCGUUGAAUCGAACCUGCACCAGCAACAAGAGACCGAAGAGGCAAUCGCUGUCCAAGCAUCUAGCGCCGCAACGCCAUCACCACCACCCUCGGAGCCAGCCCCCCCUGUGCAACCUCCACCUCCACAGCCCGAGUCACUACCUAAGGCAUCGGUGAAGCCUAGUGCUGCUCAGAAUGCUCUAAGGUUAAGGCCGAGGCGGACACGGAAAUCCGCACCGGCCGCGAUGGAACGUGCAGAGAAGAGGAAGCCACCCUCAACACUGAAUCCGAACCAUGGCAGAGCCCUCAAACAAGAGCCAGAGCCGGAACAAGUGCCAGAACAAGUGCCGGAGCAAGUUCUGGAUCAAGUGCUGGAACAGGUGCUGGAACCAGAGCCGGAGAAAAUGGUGAUGGAGUCUAAUCAACCCACCGUCGUGAUGCAGCCGCUCAAGAUAGAGGCACCGCCGCCUGCCAGCAGCUCAAUCUUGAACUCCGUCAAGGCAAACCCUCGCCUCCGUAAGCGCAAGAAGAUCUAUGGCGAGGAAGAGGUCCUAUCGUCGCCUCCUCAGCACGUAGGCGGCGGAAGCGAAGACAGCAGUAGGAGGAGCAGCACCGGCAGCAGGCCUGCCCCCAAGUCCGAACCAGCGCUCACACUGCCGCCGCUGAGAGUGAUAGGCGCCGCCUCACCUGAACAGCUCGACCGGCGACCUCGGCCACUGGAACCCCAGAGCCCACCCCAAGGCCCUCAGCCCACCCUCCACGCGAACGUUAGACAACUGCGAUCACAAUCACUGGCCAUCCAGGAAGCGAUGAUUAAGAACCAGACACAGAUUAAACCUGCCCGAGGCCAGUGGAACGAUCAGCAGCAAAAUUGGAUGGGUGGACACGAAAGCGUGAGCGGUCAGUGGGAGGCGCAGCAACGACAGGAGCAGUUUAGACUGUCACGACAACAGCGAGAGGAGUUGGCAAGACGAGAACGAGAGCAUAAUGAGAAGGAGAAGGACGUAGCCCUGGCGCUGGUAGGCCUUAAGGUAUCAGCACUGAGGCAGUGGGGGGAUUCGUGGCAUGUGUCGCCAAACCGGUGUCGCUGA